Messenger RNA from Tachysurus vachellii, 2979 nucleotides. It is a transcript of the gene rnd1a, whose product is annotated as Rho family GTPase 1a. The transcript is spliced from 5 exons. Lineage: Eukaryota; Metazoa; Chordata; Actinopteri; Siluriformes; Bagridae. The record is from RefSeq and is a predicted model, not a curated record. Bases 110 to 802 code for a protein of 230 amino acids. Gene Ontology annotation, molecular function: GTP binding; GTPase activity. Gene Ontology annotation, biological process: small GTPase-mediated signal transduction.
AGUAGUGAGUAAGAGUUAACGCGUCGCUGUAGAACUGCUGGAACACGUGAAUGAUACUUCAAAGGAGACUAAUUCAGCUUUUUGUUUACGUCAAUUCGUCUCGUGUAGAAUGAAGGAGAGGAGAAUCAGUGAGCCGCUGGUGGUCCGCUGUAAACUGGUGUUAGUGGGAGAUGUUCAGUGCGGAAAAACGGCUAUGUUACAAGUGUUGGCUAAGGACUGUUAUCCCGAGACGUACAUCCCGACAGUGUUUGAAAACUACACUUCAGGCCUGGAAGUAGAAGAACAACACAUUGAGCUUAGUCUGUGGGAUACAUCAGGUUCUCCAUAUUAUGACAACGUCAGGCCACUCUGCUAUAGCGACUCUGACGCUGUGCUGCUUUGUUUCGACAUCAGCCGACCUGACACUGUGAACAGCUCUCUGAAAAAGUGGAAGGCAGAGAUAAUGGAUUUCUGCCCCAAUGCACGCAUCCUCCUGGUUGCCUGUAAAACAGACCUGCGUACUGACGUGUGCACACUGAUGGAGCUGUCCACGCAAAAAAUGGCUCCAAUUACUCACGAACAGGGGUCUUUACUAGCAAAGCAGGUAGGAGCUGAGGCAUAUCUGGAGUGUUCUGCGUUCACGUCAGAGAAAAGUAUUCACAGUGUGUUCCGUUCAGCAGCGCUGGCUUGCCUCGAGAAACUUCAGCCACCUAUCAAGCCAAGCCCCGCCCACCGAAAACGCCUCCUACACCGGCCCAGCAAGAGUGAACAUCUGAGCUCCUCCUUUAACAAACAGAGGACCAAGAGCUGUUCAGUCAUGUGAUCCAAACUUUUUGCUCCCUGGGAGAGAUUGACAAGGGCAGUUUUGAAGGGAUACCAGAGGUCUUGACCUUCUGUCUGCUCCCAUCUCUACCUUCUCAACAUUUUGCCUUUUCAGUUAGUCCAUCCCAUUUCUUUAUCGCAAAGAAUGUAUGUCGAUGAAGGUUAACUGAUUCUAUUUAAUAGAGAGUUUUAGGUUAAAUUGCCUGAUAUCAUUUUAAUUCACAUAAACCUUAUGCCCGGUUUAAAGUAAAUGUGCUAUUUUUUAUUUAUGGUGCAUAUGUAAUGGAGAGCUGUGAGACCAUGCAUUUCAGUUAUAAAAUAAUUUGUCCUGUACAGAGUUACUAGACAUUUAAUAAGAAGAGUGAAUUAAUGGUUAUCAGAUCAUGUAUCUGAAAGUGAGCGACAGAGGUUUUUUGUUAGAGGACUUUUUAAAGUAAGAUCAUAACUAGAGAAGUUUUAAAGAGCAGCUAUAAAAUGAAGAGAGAAUGUGUUGCCUACUUCUGUCUCUUACAUACUUGCACAGGCAACAAUGAGGCACCCUCUCAUCCAUCUUUAAAUUUCAGUAGAUGAAUAACAAACAGAACAGAUAUCCUGGACAGUCCUUGAAAUGGCAUAAACAUCACAUGGGAAGUCUUGUGAUGGCCUUUUGAUAAAGUUUGGAUGGGGCUCAACCUUAGAGUAGCCGUGGGCCUUAGAAGAUCCUGUCAGAGCAAGACAGAAGAGAUUAGCGGGAUUAGUUGAGGAAACAGGAUGACAUUUUAUCCCAGACAAGUCUGAUGAGAGAUUAGUUAUAAGGUAAUCCUAUCUAACGUGCCUGAAUAUCUGGCUUGGCUUUUUAAGGCUACAUUUGUUUCAUAUUUAAUGAUCAAAUAUCUCUCAGAUUGAUGUCUUGUAGUUGUAAUUAGCUUAUUUAGACUUUCAGCGCUUAACUGGAGCGUAUUAGUAUUUAAUUCAAUACAGUUUCUCCAAUCUAAGGGUGCAGCCACUAGCUCUAUAUCUGUAUCUGUUUACUAUUCCAAAUGUCCAUAUGUGAAUUCUGAUUAAAAUCAAACGUGAGUGUUGUUUGGGGUUAAAUUUACCCCCUUGCCCCUAGGAACACUGGAAACGAGUGGGGGGGGGGGGAAGUAAUACUAUGUACAAAAUCCCAACUCCAACACACAGCUGUAGUGUCAAACAGAUGCCAUGUGAAUUUCCUAUUUACAUCUGUGUUUAUAUUUGUUUAGCACACACAUCUGUUCAAUCUAAAUAACGUAUUCAAAUUUGGUUACAUACCAAUUACAAACUAUAGCAUUGAUAAGAAAUUUCAAUAUUGAUAAGACACUUCUUAGAAACCUGAUCAGUCUAAUGAAGUCAUCUUUCUGAAGACUAAACUAAAAUCUUACUAAACUUUACUAAAAUUGCUUUUAAAUUAUUUUAUGUACAGGCUUUAUUUUCCCCAGUGGACCUCAUAAAAAAAAAAAAAAAAAGAAAUUGAGUAACAGCUCAAUUUAAAGGUAACAUACAGUGACAAUAUCCUUGGGAAUCCACUUGUAAACAAUUUAUCGAUUUUGAUAUCAGUUUAACAAGAUGAAAGAGCGCCUGACUCAGCAUCUGUCAUCAAUAAGAACAGAUCCUGUCAGGACAGCAUGGUGUGCAUGCAUGUACAUGCUGUAUUGCAAAGCAAACAUUAGUCUUUAAAGCUCACAGGCUGGGCCUGACACUACUGUUAUAUCUCUGAACAUCCGGUUCUGUUUUCUUAGCACGGCGCUCAGUUGUUUCCUCUUAGACAGUAAAACUUUAUGAUCCCCAGUUUGAUUUCUUGUAAGAAUGGACAGGUGGCCUCUGAUGCUGCAGAUUUAGUGCAAUAUUUGAUACAUGCACCCCCUUACGCGUCUUACAGAAGCAACUAUUUGCAGUGCCGGAAUGCUGAGGUGUUGCCUAGCAACUGUCAAGGAUGUACGGCGCUGUUCAAUGCUGAUAGCGGAAAAGUAGUAAGGAUGGGUUAUUUCAUCAUAGCAUUACACACAGACCUAUACCUGCGGCUAUAGUGAAACCCAUUAAAUAUACUCACAUAUGUUCUUUGAGAAGUUCUUGCUAACAACGCUUUUAAUGUAAUGAUACAAUGAAUAUAUUAUUGCUAUUUAUGUGUGAAAUGUAGCAUAAAGUGCCAUGAAUUACUGUAAUUUAUUUCAAAUGUUU